ACAUCACGUGACUGACACCUGAGCUUGUCCUGUGUGUGUAGGCAAUACACGCUGUGUGCAAAUGCAGUAAAGGUAGUCACACCUGUAACACACUGGAGUCCAGCUUCUCCAGUUGAUUAUCAGAUUGUUGUUGAAAGAAAGCACUCACAGUGAUGAUUGAGAUGGACACAUUAAGGAUCAUCCUUAUUGGGAAAACCGGAAGUGGAAAAAGCACUAUAGGAAACACACUUCUCGGGGAAAAAUACUUUACAACCUCCUCUGGAUUCUGUAGUCCCAGUGAAAAGUGUGGAUGGAGAUGCGUCUCAAAAAGCAGAUUGUCAAUCGAGUUAACAGACACACCUGGCAUUUUUGAUACUUACCCAAAUACAGAAUCGGUAGAUCGUGAGUUUCUCAAGACCGUGUGUCUGGCAUCCCCAGGUCCACAUGCCAUCUUGUUCAUUGUGCGAGCUGACUGCAGGUUCACCCGUGAAGACUACUUCAUGUACGAGGACAUGAAAUCCAUGUUUGGAGAGAGCCUGACACGGUUCCUCAUCCUUGUGUUCAAUGGUAUCAGUCAGAAAGAUUUCGAAGAGAAAUAUAAAGAAAUAAGCUGUCUUCCUGCAGACCUACUGAGGAUUAUGCAUGAAGCGGGUGGACGUGUGGUUUGUUUCAGUGACACCCGGACUAACACCUCUUCCAGGGACGAAGUUGAAAAACUUCUCAGCAGCAUUCAAAAUCUUAAGAAACAUAAUAAUGGCGCCUUUCACUCGAACCAAAACUUUAGAUGUGUGCAUGAAAAAAUGCUUCAAAAACUGGGCAACAGCGACAUUAAAAUUCACGAGAUAAAGAAAAGCAUGGCUGAAGAAAGGGAUUUGUGCUUUCUUGAAUAAUGUUUGAUGUCGAAUGUCCUGCAAGUUUAUAAUUCUCAAGACACUUCAUUACCUGUUAUUUAUGUUAGUAGUGACAGAGAUUACUAGUUAUUUAGGCCACGUAGAAACAGUUCUAUUUUAGAACUUAAUUACAAAUUAUUUGUGGUCUUAGCUAGAAAGGCUUACUUCUUACAGUAAGAUGUAGCGCCUCACCAAAGCAUAAUUCUUCAACCUGAAUACACAUUCACAACAGACCUGCUCAUCACACAGAUUAUGUUGCCAAAGAAAGCUUUCUUCAAAAAGACAUUUCUUCUCAGAUUGUUUUCAGGCUUUUAAAUGCUGUCACCCAAGACAAUAUAUAUAUACAACUGUGACGACUACAGGGCCAGGGUGACAGCUUCCCUAGGGUUUUAAGGAGUCCCUUGGAUAUUUAAUGGGUUCCAGAGAGACCACUGUUUCUUUUAUAGUUUAAAAAUUGUUUCUUGACCUAGGCUGUUGCUUGGAGUGCAAAGGUUCAAGCCUUGUGGGCAGUCAUACACUUGUGAAUUCUAAUAAAAGCGCCACAAUGGCAUGCAAGAGUUGAGUGUCUUUUGUAAUAAAGUGGGAAAGAAAGAGGGAAGACCAUUUAAUUGACUGUCGCCAGCCAGUCUUCACUUCCCAAGGAGACACGACAAGUACAGGGAUACAGUAAUAAGGAUUAACUGAUGUAUGUUUACUGGGAAAUUAUUUUUAACAUUAAUUGUGUAUUUUUUGUUAAUAUCAUUAGAUGUAUACAGGUCUGCAGUAGAGACAAAGCUGUUUGGGGAAGAGAAGAAUGCGCAAAUGUCCAGGAAAGUACGUGGAUGCCAGUGUCUGUGACAAACAGUAAUGUAAGAAUUGAGAAGCUGAUGUUGUAAUAUUAACUACAAAUUCGGCAAAGCAUCAUAACUAAAAAAUAGUCAAACGUGAAUAUUUUCAGCUCAAAGACAAAUGGCAUUUAUGUGCCGCAUCCAUCUGGUAUGCAAUGAUGUUGAGCAGAACGGUUUAUGAAGAGUUUUUAUUGAGAUGUUUAUCACCUACAGAUUAUCAGAAACAGACUUUUCUUUGAAAAUAAUACCAAGAUGUCUUCUGCUUUUUGACAAUACGAGGAUACAAAUAUUUCUCGUUCAGUUUGUUGUUUUUAAAGACACUUCAGUGUGUGCAUGGAUUGUAUCGACUUUCUGAAAAAUCAGGCUUUGUGCGACCUUGUUUACCUGCUCAUCAGUGCGGAUAGUUUUCUGAGGAGCACCAGGAUUUCUCGUAAACUCGUUUCUAAAAAUACAAAAAUAAAACCAACAAAGCUCGCAGUUGCUCGCUCAAUACAUCCAGUCACACGACUUUGUGCAGUCGUUCACCUGCUCACUCCGCUCUAUCAAGGUGUUGUGAAAGACGAGUUUAAAAAUAUUUACACCACCUGCAUGCAAGGUGAGCGAGGUGAGAACCUUUCAGGUAAAUAUUACCUGUCGCUCACUAUCGUUUC
Pomacea canaliculata is the source of this 2346-nucleotide messenger RNA. Its product is annotated as GTPase IMAP family member 4-like. Lineage: Eukaryota; Metazoa; Mollusca; Gastropoda; Architaenioglossa; Ampullariidae. Bases 153 to 869 code for a protein of 238 amino acids. The record is from RefSeq and is a predicted model, not a curated record. Gene Ontology annotation, molecular function: GTP binding. The transcript is spliced from 3 exons.